Molecule: messenger RNA, 1220 nt
Organism: Urocitellus parryii (Arctic ground squirrel)
Lineage: Eukaryota; Metazoa; Chordata; Mammalia; Rodentia; Sciuridae
Gene: Nrgn
Product: neurogranin
Molecular function (GO): calmodulin binding
Source: RefSeq, a predicted model, not a curated record
GAGCGCGGGAGACCGGACCUGAGAGGAGAGCUGCUGGUUCUGCGCCGGUCCGCCGGCCUCGGACAGCCCAAGAGCUGCCACCCAACAUCACACAGACCCCCCCACCCCCGCCCUGCGCCAGGCUCCACCCCAGCCAAGGACCCCCAACACUAGCAUGGACUGCUGCACGGAGAGCGCCUGCUCCAAGCCGGACGACGACAUUCUAGACAUCCCACUGGACGAUCCUGGUGCCAAUGCAGCCGCUGCCAAAAUCCAGGCGAGUUUCCGGGGCCAUAUGGCGCGGAAGAAGAUAAAGAGCGGAGAGCACGGCCGGAAGGGCCCGGGUCCUGGGGGACCGGGCGGAGCUGGGGGCGCCCGGGGAGGCGCGGGCGGCGGCCCCAGCGGAGACUAAGCCAGAAGAAAUGAACAUUUUAGAAGUUCCCAAGGAGAGAUGGAUGCCGUGUCCCCUUCGCAGUGACAAGACUUCCCUACCGUGUUUGUGAUCCCCUCCUCCCCACCAGCCUGCCAGCUUCUGGAGCCCCCCUGCGUCCCAGAGACUCUUUCUUCCAGGCAGGCUUCCUCGCGGAGUCGCCAAGUCUUGCCCUUUUAGUUAGCCCUCCAGUCUAGCGUGGUCCCUGUUCGCCCUUCCUCCCCCUCCGAUCCCCAAACCCCGCACUCCCAAAUUUUCCUCCUUUUGCUUCUCGCCCACCUCUCCCCGCACCCAGCAUGCAGCUCUGCCUCCGCAGCCUCUGUGCGCUUCCCUGCGCGCACUGCGGAGGGCGCCCUAAGCGUCGCCCAAGUACACUCAAUUUAAAAAAAUAACAACAGUCCUUUGGUUCUGUGCGCAGCGAUAGGGGGCGCCCUGCGUCUCUGUGCAAUUCCCUCCCCAGCCUAGCCUCAGAACUUUAAAUCUGGGACAUGAGGAAGGGAGAAAAGUGUUUACAUGGUUUCGGAUGCCCCUUACUCUGAUCGGAAGGGAAGUCCCUAUCCCGCACCUGCCUGUCAUGUUCCCUUCCUUUUCCCCAGCGCACCCUGAGAGCCGCCUCUCCAGCUCUCCUGUUUACGCAAACGCCGAGCGCCUGGAGGCUCGGUAGGAGGAGUCUUCCGCGGCCCCGCCCCUGCCCCUUCCGGCUUCGGCCCCGCUGGGCUCCUGGGGUUGUGGCCGGAAGGUUUUUAAUCUCGGUGUGUGCAUGUGACCGUUCUGGGUUGGAAUGUGAACAAUAAAGAGGAAUGUCCAAGUG